GUCAAAAUAUGGUCCAAAUCUACCCCACAAUCGAGAAACAUCCCUCCUCCAAUUUGUUUCCCACUCCCAGGCAAUUUCACAGCAGGCACAAUGACGAGCAUUCGAAUCCCGGCGGCCGCAGACUUUCACGUCCACCUUCGGGAUGGCACCAUGAUGGAGACGGUGGUCCCUACAAUUCGCCAGGGCGGAGCAUCUCUUGCCUAUGUGAUGCCUAACCUCGUCCCACCGAUCUCGAGUGUUCAGCAAGCACUCGACUACCACUCCCGGCUCCAGGCGCUCGAUCCCUCGGUGACGUUUCUUAUGACUUUGUAUCUUUCGCCCGAGAUUACUCCCGAGGUGAUUGCAGAAGCUGCAGCAACCGGCAAGAUUGCCGGAGUGAAAUCAUACCCCAAGGGUGUCACCACCAACUCCGACGCCGGAGUGGUUGACUACGCGUCCUUCUACCCCGUCUUCGCCGCCAUGGAGGAACAUGACCUGGUCCUCAACCUCCACGGCGAGUGCCCUUCGAACUCAACCACCUCCCUUCUCAACGAUGCCGAAACCUUUCAGCCCGCCACAUCCUCCACCACCACCAUCCUCAAUGCCGAGGAAUCGUUUCUUCCUACCUUGCUAGACCUCCACAGCCGCUUCCCGAAGCUGCGGAUCGUAUUGGAACACUGCACUACUGCCGCCGCCAUCGCCGCCGUGAAACAGUGCGGACCUACUGUCGCCGCCACAAUAACCGCCCAUCACUUGUACCUAACCAUCGACAACGUCGCUGGCAACCCGCACUGCUUCUGCAAGCCAGUAGCAAAGCUGCCCUCGGACCGUGCCGCACUUAUGGCUGCAGCCACCUCCGGCGAUCCCAAGUUCUUCCUUGGAACCGAUUCGGCGCCGCACCCCAAGAACAAGAAGAUCGGUACUGCCAAUGCCGCCGCCGGUGUAUUCACGCAGCCAUACGCCGUGUCGUACAUCGCCACUGCCUUCGAUCGCGUCGGCAAGAUGGAUGCCGUGCGUGCGUUUGUAGCCGAGUUUGGAAGGGCCUUCUACAAGACUGUCGAGAAGGGAUGGGAGUCGGCUGAAGAUGUGACGAAGGAUGCGAUCGAGCUGAAGAAGGAACCAGGUGUAAAGGUGGUGGAUGAAUUUGGACAGGGAGAAGGCGUGGUGGUUCCGUUCAUGGCGGGAGAGACCGUGUGGAGUGUCACCUGGUUGUAAAAAGAGCCCGUGACCUUUGUAGAUGCAAAAUGUCGAUAGACUGACUGUCAUUGUACCAUUUGCCCAUAUGAAUAUGAAUGCAAAUAUCACCGACCAGCUAUUACUCCUGUCUCACUAGUUUCCUCAGGUUGUCAUGGAUGGGGCCACGAGUAACGGCAUAGGGG
Molecule: messenger RNA, 1358 nt
Organism: Tricharina praecox
Lineage: Eukaryota; Fungi; Ascomycota; Pezizomycetes; Pezizales; Pyronemataceae
Exons: 2
Coding region: 91-1194 (367 amino acids)
Biological process (GO): 'de novo' pyrimidine nucleobase biosynthetic process; pyrimidine nucleotide biosynthetic process
Cellular component (GO): cytoplasm
Molecular function (GO): dihydroorotase activity
Source: RefSeq, a predicted model, not a curated record